CUCUCUCUCUCUCUCUCUUUAACCAAAUCUCACCACCACCACCACCACCACUACUGACAACCACCACCACCAAAUCCAAAUUCCAUCACCGGAUUUGGGGGUUUCAUCCGAAGACGAAGACCCUUGCUCAUCAAUGGAACCUAUUCACCAGGAAGAUGAUUCAUCUUCAUCUUCACCUUCAUCACCAACCCGCGGCGUAAAAGAAGACUUAUCAGAGAUCCCAAAAACCCUAACUCGUCAACUAUGGGGUGUCGCUUCCUUUCUCGCUCCUCCACCUCCCUCUGUCCCGAUCAAUCACCAAUCGGAUCCAUCAGAUCUGGAAGAUGCUGCUCCGGAGGGGAUAUUAGGGAUACGAAGAGACUUUGCAGAGAUUGGAGGGAGGUUUCGGAGUGGAAUAUCGAAGUUGUCGAAUAAUAUUGAUGUGUCGGAGACCAGAUGUUAUCGAUUAUUAUGUCCAAAUUUUGACCAGGGUUUUGGGCAGUGAGAAGGAUGCUUCCCUUUUCCCACUUAAACAAAUUUACAGGUAAAUGUAGUUAAAUAUUAGUCUGCUAUAUUAAGUC
Helianthus annuus (common sunflower) is the source of this 560-nucleotide messenger RNA. RefSeq lists its product as uncharacterized. Bases 134 to 484 code for a protein of 116 amino acids. Lineage: Eukaryota; Viridiplantae; Streptophyta; Magnoliopsida; Asterales; Asteraceae. The transcript has 2 exons. The record is from RefSeq and is a predicted model, not a curated record.